Molecule: messenger RNA, 690 nt
Organism: Striga hermonthica
Lineage: Eukaryota; Viridiplantae; Streptophyta; Magnoliopsida; Lamiales; Orobanchaceae
Source: the annotation of a GenBank genome assembly
AUGGCUGCUUUAGAAAUAACCCACAUAGAUUUAGAAUGCGGCCGCCGGAGCUCCGCCGUCGACGCCGGUGAGGAGGGGGAGGAGGAUGAAGAAGUGGGCAGUGUAUGCUUUUCCGACGGGUCGUCAAAUUCCCAGUUCUACUCCACCAUCGACGGUGAAGGGUCGUACGAUGAUUACAGCUUUGCGGGUCGGUCCGAGAUUUUGGAAGAGGAUGCUUUGGAAAAAGGAGAAAAGGGAGAAUUUGAGGCUGUGGAUUUAGAAUGUGGUGAGAAAAAGGAGAGUCUGAGUAAUUUAGAGAGAGAUUGCAGGAUUUGCCAUUUGAGUCUCAUUAGUAGCAGCCCUACUUCUGGUGUGCCCAUUGAGCUUGGCUGUUCUUGUAAGGACGAUUUGGCUGCUGCCCACAAGCAUUGUGCUGAGACUUGGUUCAAAAUCAAAGGAAACAAGACUUGCGAAAUCUGCAACUCGGUCGCGCGAAAUGUGGUGGGCCCCAACGACAUGGAGGCCGGUCAGCCAGCUGGCGAGGGCGUCUUGGUCAUUCCAAGUACGCCUGUGGGCCCCACGGCAUCAUCAUCAUCGUCAGCCGAGACCCGAACGUGCUUGAAUGGCCACCGGUUUCUAAACUUCCUUCUGGCUUGUAUGGUGUUUGCUUUCAUCAUAUCUUGGCUUUUCCACUUCAACAUCCCUUCAUAG